Leptopilina boulardi is the source of this 943-nucleotide messenger RNA. RefSeq names its product elongation of very long chain fatty acids protein 4-like. The record is from RefSeq and is a predicted model, not a curated record. Bases 92 to 877 code for a protein of 261 amino acids. The transcript is spliced from 4 exons. Gene Ontology annotation, cellular component: endoplasmic reticulum membrane. Gene Ontology annotation, molecular function: fatty acid elongase activity. NCBI's taxonomy places the organism in Eukaryota, Metazoa, Arthropoda, Insecta, Hymenoptera, Figitidae. Gene Ontology annotation, biological process: fatty acid elongation, saturated fatty acid; very long-chain fatty acid biosynthetic process; fatty acid elongation, polyunsaturated fatty acid.
CUUGUUUUUAUAAUAUUAUAUUAUACUUUAAUUUAUUAAUGACAUAUUUUAAAAAAAUUUUAAACAAUAAUUAUUUAUACAACCUCUAAACAUGGGUCUACUGGAAACUUUUAAUUAUUAUUAUUACGAUUUGGCUGAUCAACGAAUAAGAGAUUGGUUUUUAAUGAAUAGCAUUUGGUAUCCAAUUAUAAUUACAUUGAUUUAUAUACUUAUGGUAUUUAAAUUGGCACCAGCUUACAUGAAAAAUCGACCAGCCUAUAAAUUAAAUACAUACAUUAAAUGUUACAAUCUAUUUCAAGUUUUUUCAAAUGCGUAUAUAGCUAUGGAAGCAUCACUUUGCUAUCCGUUUCUUCGUAGUUUUGAAUGUCGUCCCAUUGUUUACAAGACAGAUCCUUGCAGUAUGAUGAUAUUAAAAUGUGGUUAUAUCGGAAUGUUGUUAAAACUCAUUGACCUCACUGAAACAGUAGUUUAUAUAUUACGUAAGAAAAAUAAUCAAGUUACAUUUCUACAUUUAUACCAUCAUUUAAGUACCUUUUUAAUUGCUUCAAUCUUUCCAAGAUAUUUAUCUGUAGAUGUGGUUAUACUGGGUCCAAUUUUAAAUUGCUUUGUUCAUGUGAUAAUGUACUUUUACUACUUUCUUAGCAAUUUUACAGGUCCAAUUAAGGAAAUGAUCAUUCCUUUCAAACGCUACAUGACCCUCAUACAAAUGGGACAAUUUGUCAUUGUACUUGUACAAAUCUUAGUUAUCAUGAUACCAGGCUGUGAUAAGUUGCCAAAAUUUUUGAUAUAUACAAUGUUUGUGAAUAUUAUUUUUAAUUUUUGUUUGUUUUAUCGUUUUUACAAAGACACUUACAUUAAUAUAAAAAAGAAAAAUUGAGGACUACUGUUAGAUCCAUAUAAGGAAAUUAUCGCCACAAUAUGAUUUCAUCAUAUUUCAAUGUUA